Molecule: messenger RNA, 6096 nt
Organism: Candida tropicalis MYA-3404
Lineage: Eukaryota; Fungi; Ascomycota; Pichiomycetes; Serinales; Debaryomycetaceae
Exons: 1
Coding region: 1-6096 (2031 amino acids)
Biological process (GO): microtubule-based movement
Cellular component (GO): dynein complex
Molecular function (GO): ATP binding; dynein light intermediate chain binding; minus-end-directed microtubule motor activity
Source: RefSeq, a predicted model, not a curated record
AUGAAUGAAAUCACUACCAAUCAUGAACUGAUGGUAGAGCAAUUGUAUGGGUUUAUCACUAGUUUGGUAUUUCCCGAGGCUGAGUCUCCUCCGAUAUGCAAAGAGGAUGAAACAGCAUUGGAGAGGUUCAUAUCAAACUUACAACAGGAUACAUUGUUCAUAGUUCAGUCUUCAAAUAACGAAGGUCAUAAGAUUUCAAAUGACAUAUCUGAUUUUGAUUGUUUAUACAAAGAAUUAUCCACAUUUAUCAUCAUAAUUAAAUCAAAGGGAAUACUUAAUGACGAGAUCCCCCUUACACGACAAUUAAACAUUAUCACCAUUCCGAUUUCAAAUACCGAUGAUAAUGAAGAGACUAAUGAUCUGUUUGAAAAACUUAGGCUUGCUAUUAAUAUGGGGUUGGCACCAUAUUUUGAUUUAAUUUCUGCAACUAAUGAAGAAUCUGCAUUGAUGAUGACAAAGAAAAAGUUUAACGAAUUAUCAUUGGCAUUACAGCAUUUACAACAAAGAAUUCAUAUACCCGACUUAUUGGCAACUACUCACCCGAGAAUAAAACAAUUGAUUGAGAAAAACGAAAUUGAUAACAUUGACGAUUUAAUUGAAGAUACGGCAUUAUUGAAUGAAUUAACAUCCAUAGCCAAUAAUUGGAUUAAACAGAUUCAAUCAAUUACUAGAUUAACUCAUGAACCAUCUGAUGGAGCUAGUAUUACUGAAGAUAUCCAAUUCUGGAAGUCCAUGGAUUCUGUAUUGGCAUCAUUAAACCAACAAAUUGCAUCUUCUGAAAUUAAGUUGACGAGAGAAAUAUUGAGCAAAGGGAAGAGAUUUCAUAUUACAUUGGGAUUUGAAAAUGAUACUGGCUUGAAUGAGAAGAUUUCAGAAACAAGAUUGUACAAUUCAUUUUUGAAAGAGCUACCAAUAAACGACUUGAUCAUAAUAACUGAUGAUGAUGAUCUUGAAAAAUUCGACAUUGUGAUUGCUAGUAUAUUUAGCCAUUUGAAACUGAAGUUAAAUCUAUUGCCACUAGAGAGAGCAGUCAAGUCUGUGGAAGUUAUACUUAAUGAUAUUACAUCAAAGUUUCAGGAGCUCUUAGGAACUCAUGAUGUGAUGUCUUUAUCGCAACAGAAGUUUGAACAAUUAUAUGAUUUAUGCCAAAAAGAACUUGGAAUUAUUGAGGCAAAUAUUAAGUAUGUGAUCAACUUGUUAAGGGAAUUAUUGAGAAAGAGACAAGAAAAAUUUAAAAUUAUCACUAUUGACCAAAGCAAAUUUGAACAGAUCCGUGAAAGAUUAGAUCAUCUUAAGCUGUUUAGGAUUAACCAUCAAAAUUUGUUGUCAAGUAUUGACAACAUUUUACCAAUCGAUGAAAAGUUAGACAGUUUAACUAGACUUAGGGAUGCUUACAACAAGCAUAUAAUACCUAUAAAUGCAGUUGAUAUAACUCAUCAAGGAAAAUUAGUUUGGUCAAUGAAUGAACAAGCGUAUCUACAAGUUUUCCAUGAGCUAAAUACCUUGGUUAUUAAAAGAAUAAACACUUUCUUUGCCGAUGCUACUAAGUUUAUCGAUGUGAUUUCAAUUUACAAGAAAUUUUUCCAGUCUAAAGGCGCCAGUACCUUAUUACUACUGAUUAGUGAUGAACAUAAAUUGAAGAUUUUAUCAUUAGCAGACAAGGAAAUAAUGCAAUUGGUCGAGAUGAAUUCAAGCUCUGGGAAUAAAUCAACCUACGAAGAUAUCAAAUGGAAAAUUCAUGCUACUAAUAAGUUGAUGUUUUAUCGUGAAUUUUUAAGGUCAUUCUUGGGUGAUAAUUGGAAAAACUAUUCAAUGGGUGCAAAAGUAGAUACCACCACCAGCAGGUUAAUCACAAGUUUGGAUACCGAUGCAGCCGUUCAAUCCUGGAUUGACACUGAAGUCAAUCAUAAAAUGCCUACUUAUAAUAUGGGUACUAUAAUUAAAAUUAACGAAAGCUCCAGCGGUUUAUUUGAUUUACUGGUAAAUUUCAGUUUUAACACUUUUGAUAUUUACAGCCAACUAAAUCAGUUUCAUCAUUUAGGAUAUCAGAUUCCUUCUUCUGUAUUGUUGGAAUAUCAGAAAGUAAAUCAGUUAUACCCACUUGCUACUGGAGUUUACGACCAUAUUCAAUUGCUCAACAAAAUAUUCAACCACGACCUAAGGUCCAAAUACGGCGAGUCAUACGGGUUUCUCAUUAGCGCGCAAAUCAAAAAAGUCGAUUUUGCACUAAGAGAGAUUCGUGAAGUAGAAUGGAUGCAUUUACUACAAGCUACAGAAUUAUUAAAGUUAGACGAUCCUUUACUCAAAUCGUCCAACAAUUUAGUCGAAUAUCAAUCAUUGGAGAAGUUAUCCAGUUUUGAAGAAGCAAUUACACAACUCAAUGUUCAAUUGACCAAGUUAGAAAACUUUGAGAAGGUUAUGGAGAAUUCAAGAUUUUUAUUGAGAACCACCCCAUUUGAAUUUUCAUAUAUUGAGAAUGAGUUAAAAAUGCUACAACAACAUUUCAACAAUAUCUCCUUAGAAAAUGUCGAAAAUAUUGGCGAGUUAGCCAGUUUAAUCAAUAAUGAGGUAAUGUUCAUUUUGAGUACCCGUUUACAGACCCAACUAUUAAUAUUCAAUGCUAAAGUACUUGAAUGUAUUGACGAUGAUGAAGUUGAUAUUGUUGAACUUGAGAAAUACAAACUAGAGUUUCCUGUAAUUCAGCACAAUCUAGUUUUCCAAGAAGAGUCUUUCAUUAUCGAACCAUCGUUGGCAGGAGGAAAGCAACAAGCAUUGGAGCAAAUAAAUCAGAUUGUAAAAAUAGUUGAAAACCAACACAUCAUUCGAGAACUCACAUCAGCAAGCAGUAAAUUCACAUCCAUUUUGGACAUAGAUACUACGCAGACAGAGUUAAACAAAGCUAUGAGGGAAAUUGAAGUGUUAUAUGAUGAAGCAGAGGAGUAUAUUUCGCAAUGGAACUUACUACAAUACUUGUGGGAAUUGAACUUAGAUUCCGAAGAAGAUUUCGAUAAAAUUUUCAAAUCUGACGAAGAUGUAGCGUCUUGGUUUACGGUUACUCAAGAGAUAUUAAGUUAUAGAAAAAUCUAUGAUAGACCUGAACUGGUGAAGAAUUUUGGUAAAUUAUUCUCCAUCAAUUUUGCAAAAGUACAGAAUAGAGUUGCUUUGAAAUUUGAUGAGUUUCAAAAGCUGUUGUUACAUAAAUUUGCUAUUAAAGCUCAAACGGAAUUUGUUGCAUUUAAUCGUCAGUUACUCAAUGCCAAAAAAAUCCUUGAAGUACCACUCCAAUUCCAUGGAACCAUUGAAAAUUUAGUUUCCAAUAUUGAUCAUUAUUUGAAUUUCAAUGCUAGCUUUGUCAGUUGGAAAUCUACAUUGGAAACAUUAUCAAAAAUCCAAAUUUUCUUGAUGAGAUACAGAUAUAAGUUCCCAGUAGAAUGGUUAUAUGUUGAACAAUUGGAGAAUAACAUCUCAAUGGUUCAAACACUUUUGGAUAAAAAGAAAUUACUCAUUGAAGAGAACUUGGAAGUUCUUGCAUCAAAAAUCAAAUCAGAAGCGGCCAAAGCUAAUGAUUCUGUAAAUUCCUUAGGCAAAGAGUGGCAAGUUAAGAAACCUAUUGGUGGCAGUUUGAAUCCUGGUAUUGCUAUGGUUGAUUUAGGCAACUUUGAAAAAAGAUUUGGCAAAUUACAUGGGUAUAUCAAGUCCAUUGGAAAUAUUUCCAAACAUUUCAACAUAUCUAUUCCUUCGUUUGAAGAUACACUGGUAUCACUAGAAGAGAUCAAGGAUCUUAAAUCUGUUUGGUCAUCUGUGAAUGUCUUGUGGGAAGAACUUGAGAGAUUAAAGCAAACCAAAUGGAAUGAGCUUCAACCUAGACAACUUCAUCAUCAAUUAGAUGAUUUGCUAAACAUGGCAAGAAAUUUGCCCAUAAAUGUCAGACAAUAUACUGCUGUAGAUGAAAUCCAAAAUUCUGUUAAAAUGUAUUUGAAGAACCAUCAAAAGCUUUCAGAUUUGAGAAAUGAAUCCAUGAAGCCACGACACUGGAAAAUUUUGUUAAGUCAGCUAGGAAUGCCAAGUAUAGAAUACGAGAAGUUAACUGUUGGCGAUGUUUGGGCUUUGAAUUUUACUUUGAAUAUCCAGACUAUUAAUGCUAUUAUUGAGCAAGCUGGUAAUGAACAAACAAUCGAAGAAAAUUUGAAAAACAUCAAUUCUAACUGGUCAACCAUUACUUUUGAGUUGUUCAAUUAUGAGAAUAAAUGCCGUCUUGUGAAAAACUGGGAGCUGUUGUUUGAUCAAUGCAACAUCGACAUGAAUGCGUUGGCAAGUAUGAAGAACUCACCAUAUUUCGGUUCAUUUGAAAGAGAAAUAAGUGAAUUGGAGAAGAAAUUGACUCAAUUGUUUGUUAUUUUGGAUACUUGGAUUGAAGUUCAACGUCAAUGGUUGUACCUCGAAGGGGUCUUUGGAAACGAAAACAAUGAUAUUAAGAACUUGUUACCAAUUGAAAGUUCAAGAUUUAACAACAUCAGCUAUGAGUUUUUGACAUUGUUAAAGAGAAUUUAUAAAUUCAACUUGGUGAUUGAUAUUGUCUUGAUUGGUGAUUUAAGAUCAAAGAUGACCAAGUUUUCCGACAGUUUAACCAAAGUCAGAAAGUCAUUAACUGAGUAUCUUGAGAAACAAAGAGAAUUGUUUCCUAGAUUUUACUUUAUUGGUAAUGAGGAUUUAUUAGAAAUAAUGGGAGGUACAAAUGACAUUUCCCGAAUCAAUAAUCAUUUGAAGAAAAUGUUCAGCGGGAUUCAAAGCUUGCAAUAUACAAAGGAAAGUUCCUCCAUUACAGGCGUUAUAAGUGAACAAGGUGAGAUAUUAAGCUUGCGCACCCCAGUAUCUUUGAUUAAAUUCAACAGAUUGAACGAAUGGUUAAGAGAAAUGGAACUCGAAGUGAAAUUAACCAUGUCUCAAUUAGUUAAAGAACAUUUGGCGUACUGGGAAGAAAAAUUGUAUAACAAGGACGUGAAUUUGUUACAACUCAUUGAUUCCGUCCCAGCACAAGUUGGAACCUUGUUACAACAAAUUACUUUUACUAGAGCAGUAGAGAAAGCUGAUGGUAGCCAGUUGAAAGCAUUGUACGAAGAUUUGUGUCGAGCAAUUCAAUCACUUACCCGUAUUAUUGGAUCAGAUAUUCUGGAGUUAACAAGAAAGAAGAUUCAGUAUUUAAUUAUUGAGAUCAUUCAUCAAAGAGACAUAGCUCACAGAUUAGUUCUGGCUGAUGAUGAAUCCGAAAGGAAGUUUAUUUGGAGUCUUCAACAAAAAUUCUAUUACAAUAAUCUGGAAUCUGAUUUACUCAAGAGUUUGGUGAUUCGGCAAGCAAAUUCAGAAUUUAUCUAUGGAUUUGAAUAUUUGGGAAUACCGGAAAAAUUAGCAUACACACCUUUAACUGAUGAUUGUUUCUUAUCGUUGGGACAAGCAAUCGCGCAGAAACAAGGUGGCUCUCCAUUUGGUCCUGCUGGUACCGGUAAAACUGAAACGGUUAAAGCAUUGGGUCACAAUUUAGGUAAGAUGGUGAUAGUUUUCUGUUGUGACGAAUCGUUCGAUUUCCAGUCUAUGGGUAGAAUUUUCCUUGGUUUAUGUAAAGUGGGCAUUUGGGGAUGUUUUGAUGAAUUCAAUAGAUUGGAUGAUAAAAGUUUGAGUGCUAUUUCUUCUCAAAUUGAAAACAUUGAAUUUGGGUUGAAGAAUCCGGCAUCAUUCAUUUCAGUGUCGGAAAGGAAUAUCAAAAUCAAUUCAGAGACUGGUAUUUUCAUAACUAUGAAUCCUGGUUAUGCUGGUAGAGUUGAGUUGCCAGAAAACUUGAAAAAGUUAUUUAGAAGUUUCUCCAUGGAAACCCCGGAUAGUGAAAUAAUUGUUGAGAUUUUGCUUACUUCACAGACGUUCGAAUAUUCGAAAGAAUUGGCUGGUGUGAUUGUACCAUUUUUCAGAGAGUUAUCAAGUGAAACUUCAAAACAAUUACAUUAUGAUUUCGGAUUACGUGCAUUGAAGAAUACUUUAGUACGCUGUGGUCAAGCAAAGCGAAAUGCACAAGUUCGUGAUGAUCAAAGGUAUGAAAGAACUUGA